GGUUUUUGCGCAUACAGGUUUUCCGCUUUGCGCGUUCUCCCAAUACCACCUCGAAGACAAGGCCUGCCAAUGACGUCAUCCUUAGUGGAUCUCCGGCCCGCCCCGAGUCGCAAAAGACGCUGAAGCUCAACGGGAGAACGCCGCAAUACGGCAGACGUGUCCGGUGUGGCGUCACCGCCUGCUAGCGUCGUGCUCAUCGUGAGAGGAUGCGCGACGACGUCCUGGCUAGGUGGCGCUGCGUGGAUUCACUAGAGAUGCAAGCCUCGUUUUCAAGGUGGUCUGGUUCUCCUCGCCUUGAAUAUAAAGCAGAGACUUGAUCGGCGAUAAGUAAGCCUACCUUGGUUGCUAUCUCGUCACUUUCCUCUUGGCAUUUUAUUGCAUAUAUUCGUUCGCGUCGAAAAUACGACGAAAGUGUUAUGCAGCUGCCAGUUGAAUCGCGAACGUCCUGCCGUAUACGCCUGUUUCUGCUGCCCCAACGACGUACAUUUCUGGACAAAAUUAGUUUUUUCGACUCCAUCUUUGGACGCUGCGGUAACAGUCUCUGACAGGAUUCCUAUGAAGAUGGCCCGUGCUUUGUGAGCGCGGAUAUCACAGACGUCGACGUGGCCUCUGAAAUUCCUGAGGAGGGAUGAUCGUCACCGUCGUCUUGUCAACCUUUUUGGUUCUUUUGGCCAUCAACCUUCUAAGAUGGAGACGAAAAACGUUUUCCUACUUCAAAGACCUUGGAAUUCCUGGACCCAAACCAAGUCUGAUUUGGGGAAAUCUUUGGGAAUACCAUCAAAAUGGGUUGUUCCGAGCCCUGGAUAAGUGGUGCAAGGAAUAUGGUGAUAUAUUUGGCUUCUACAAUGGAGAUGUUCCAAUGCUUGUUGUGAAGGACCUUGAGUUCCUGAAGCACGUCUUUAUUAAAAACUUUUCGAAUUUCACUGACCGUGGCAUAACGAUGAGGACCGAUGAAAUGCACCCAUUUGUUGGAAAUGCCGUGGCUCAUGCCAAGGGGUCCCACUGGAAAAGCCUCCGGCAGAGCAUCAGUCCUGGGUUCACCAAGCUCAAGCUCAAGCUGAUGAUGGAUCACAUCACUCAAGUUGGCGACGUGUUUAUGGAAGUUCUCGGCAAGAAAGCCGACCAGGGCCAAGAAGUCUGCAUGUUCGAGGCGACGCAGGCGCUCACGAUGGACUACAUUGGCCGGGCGGCGCUCGGAAUCGACAACAGUUUUCAGAACGAUCAGAAGAAUUCAUUUCUCGUGACGGCUCAGCGAGCCUUCCGGGAAAUCAUGACCGGACCUUUCCACAUGCUGGCCCACUGCACGACGUCGUUCGGCGUGCUGGCUGCUCCGAUCUUUUGGCUGAACUGGACAUUUGGGACGUUCUCAUUUAUUAGGGUCUCUGAAGAAGUGGCGAAGGUGAUCGAGCUUCGCAAGAAAAACCCAGAGCUUCGAAGGAACGACAUUCUCCAGAAUCUCAUUGAUGCGGAGUACGAGGAACAGGCAACAACUCGGACGUCAUCGGAUAAAACCACGAACUCCAACCAGAAAGAUUUUUCUAAGACCAGGACGCUCUCAUCGGUAGAAGUAAUCAUGAACACCACUGUAUUGUUCGCUGCAGGAUUUGAAACCACCGCAACAACUUUGUGUUAUCUUAUGUUCGUUCUCGGCAAAUACCCGGAUGUGCAAGAGAAGGUUCGAGAAGAAGUGAAAAGGGCAGUGGAUGACUCUGGGUCACUAGACUACGAGACAGUUACCCAAAAACUGAAAUACCUGGGGCAGGUCAUCAACGAGACAAUGCGUAUCUGGCCUGCUGGCCUCACGUUUACCACAAGGCAAGCAAAGGAAGACUUUGAGUACCAGGGCAUCAAAUACAAGGCUGGAACAUGCAUCAUGUCUCCAACACUUCAGAUUCAGAGGGAUGAGAGGUUUUUCCCGGAUCCCAUGAAGUUUGACCCUGACAGGUUCAGCGAGGAGAACGAGGAUAGUUUCCCGAAGAUUGCUUUCCAGCCUUUUGGGAUAGGACCCCGAAACUGUUUGGGAAUGAAGCUCGCUCUCGUCGAGCUCGCCUACACGGUUGCCAGAAUGACUCAGCAUUUUCGUUGGGAACUCGGCGAAUCGCAGAAGGGAGAAAUGCCCAUCGAUCAGUACGGCAUGGUGUCCUCGCCAGCAAGUGGGCCCUGGAUUCUCUUCCAUAGGUUAUGAAGACAAAUUUGCGCAAUGCUAAAUAAAUUAAUAUUCUGUGAUUGUU
Messenger RNA from Ixodes scapularis (black-legged tick), 2231 nucleotides. RefSeq names its product cytochrome P450 3A14. The coding region runs from base 629 to 2185 and encodes 518 amino acids. NCBI's taxonomy places the organism in Eukaryota, Metazoa, Arthropoda, Arachnida, Ixodida, Ixodidae. The transcript is spliced from 15 exons. Gene Ontology annotation, molecular function: oxidoreductase activity, acting on paired donors, with incorporation or reduction of molecular oxygen; heme binding; iron ion binding. The record is from RefSeq and is a predicted model, not a curated record.